This is a messenger RNA of Musa acuminata AAA Group (dessert banana), 2993 nucleotides long. RefSeq lists its product as uncharacterized. The transcript is spliced from 2 exons. Gene Ontology annotation, molecular function: catalytic activity. NCBI's taxonomy places the organism in Eukaryota, Viridiplantae, Streptophyta, Magnoliopsida, Zingiberales, Musaceae. The coding region runs from base 1118 to 2656 and encodes 512 amino acids. The record is from RefSeq and is a predicted model, not a curated record.
GUAGAGUAUGCUAAAAGUGAAAAUCUAGUUGUUCAACACACACUUAGUUUGUAAAAUAAAAACGAUGAACAUGGUGAACAACAUGAAAAUCUGUUUCAUACUCAUUGUUUGAUUGCUAAUAAGUUGUGUAAUGUGAUUGUUGAUAGUGAAAGUUGUACAAAUGUGGCAAGCACCUUGCUUGUGAAGAAACUGAAAUUACCUACUAUCAAACAUCCAAAACCUUACAAGUUACGAUGGUUAAAUGAUAGUGGUGUGGUAAAAGUAAAUCGACAAGUGUUAGUUUCUUUUUCAAUUGGUAGAUAUAAGGAUGAAGUUUGGUGUGAUGUGGUACCUAUGUAUGCUGGUCAUAUGUUGUUGGGGAGAACUUGACAAUAUGAUUGAAGGGUAAUACAUGAUGGGUUCAAAAAUCGUUAUUUUUUUAUUAUGGAUGAACAUAAAUAUCAACUUAGACCUUUGCCUCCAAAGACAAUUUUUAAAGACCAAAUGCGCAUAAAACAACAAUAUGAAGAGCUCGAGUCUUUAUUAACCAAAACUCUGGGGAGGGAGCAAGAAAGAGAGAAAAAAGAAAAAGGUAAGUUGAGUGGUAAAAAUGAGAGUAUUAGGAAACACAAGGGAAGAGAAAACAAGGAAAGCUUGAGUGAAAGAAAAUUGAGUGUUUAUGCUAAAAUGAGUGAUGUGAAGAAAGUCUUAACCAUGAGGCAGCCCUUACUUGUACUUAUGUACAAGGACGUUUUGAUUGCUUCUAACAAAAUUGACAAGAGUUUGCAUAGUAUUAUUGUUAAUCUUUUGUAAGAAAAUGAGGAUCUUUUUCCCGAAGUUCCUAAUGGUUUGCCACCAAUCAGAGGAAUUAAAUAUCAAAUUGAUUUCAUUCCAGGUGGAAGUAUACCAAAUAAACCAGCAUAUAGAUGCAACCUUGAAGAGACUAAGGAAAUCUAAAAGCAAGUAAGUGAGCUUAUGGAAAAGGGGUAUGUGCGAGAAAGCAUGAGUCCAUGUGCAGUUCUUGUUCUGUUGGUACCUAAAAUGGAUGGAUCUUGGAGAAUGUGUGUUGAUUGCAGAGUCAUCAACAAAAUCAUGUUUCUGACAGGAAAGGAUCUCAAGGUAUAAAAGAAAGAAAUGCAUGAGAUUAGUGAGCAUGCAAGGAACAUCAGAACCUAAUAAUGUUUUAGCUGAUUUACCAGUAGUGCUCGAGGCAAGUUCUGCUCCUUUAGUUCAGGCCUUAAAGUCUACUGCAGAACAAGAUGUUGCUUGUUUUCACUUCCCAGGACAUAACAGAGGGAAAGCAGCUCCUAAUUUGUCCAAUCUUACUGGUCCAGGAGCUUUUCUACAUGACCUACCUGAACUCCCAGAGUUGGAUGAUUUGUUCUCUCCAAAAGGUGCAAUUUUAGAUGCUCAGGCAGAAGCUGCAAAAUUGUUUGGGGCGUCUGAGACAUGGUUUCUUGUUGGAGGCACCACUUGUGGCAUUCAAGCGUCCAUAAUGGCUACAUGUUGCCCAGGUGAUGUACUCAUUCUCCCAAGGAAUGCUCACAUUUCUGCAACCUCGGGUCUCGUUCUGUCUGGUGCAGUGCCAAAAUACAUUCUACCUGAGUAUAAUUCUUGUUGGGAUAUUGCUGCCGGAAUAAGGCCAUCGCAAGUUGAAGCCGCAAUAAAAGAGUUGGAGGAAGUCGGAAAAACAGCAGCUGCAGUUCUCAUCACUUCUCCAACAUAUCAUGGCAUAUGCAGUAAUCUGAAUGAGAUUACUAAAGUUUGUCACUCCCGAUGUAUUCCUGUAAUAGUGGAUGAAGCACAUGGUGCUCAUUUCAGGUUUCAUCCUAACUUUCCAAGCACUGCUCUUGAACAAGGUGCAGACUUAGCUGUCCAGUCUACCCACAAGGUUCUAUCUUCUCUGACACAGUCAUCAAUGUUACAUAUGUCUGGGAACCUUAUAGAUACGGAGAGAAUAAGCAAAUGUCUUCAAAUGCUGCAGAGCUCCAGCCCAAGCUACCUAUUACUUGCAUCAUUAGAUUCUGCAAGAGCUCAGCUAGGGAAAAAUCCAGAUGCUAUUUUUUGUGAUGCCGUGAAUUUGUCCCUGGAAACCAGAAAAGAAAUAGGAACAACUGCAGGUGUCUCAUUACUGGAUUUGUCUAGCUUUCUUUCUGGUUUUACUGCUAUUGAUCCUUUGCGUAUCACUCUUGAUGUCUCACAGCUCCAUAUAUCAGGCUACAUGGCAGAUGAGGUAUUGUGGGAAGGACAUCGCAUAAUACCUGAGCUUGUAGGAAGCAGCUCACUAACAUUUGUAAUCAACCUGGGGACUAGCAGGAAAGAUAUUCAAAGACUUAUUUUAGGGGUAAAGAAUCUGUCCAGGAAUUUCUUUAAUGGAAACAAAAUAAAGUCUGAUGUAUGGAAUGGCGUACGUGCUCCAGCUACAUACUCUUCUAUGCAACUUAGCCCUAGGGAUGCCUUUUUUGCGAAGAAAAGAAGGGUAAAUAUUAGAGAAAGUGUUGGGGAGAUCUGCGGGGAGUUAAUCUGUCCAUACCCACCUGGUAUUCCAGUCCUGAUUCCUGGUGAGGUCAUUACUGAGGAAGCUCUAUCCUAUCUUUUACGUGUUUUGAGAAUGGGGGCUGCAAUUAGGGGAGCCGCUGAUCAGCAGCUCUCUUCCAUAUUGGUGUGUCGUAUAUGAUGCAACAGGCGAUCAAUUUUUGAAGCUAUUCAGAUGGGAUAUUAGCUUAAAGAGGGAGAAGGAUUAGACUAAAACACAUGGAAGGCCUAUUUGCUCUUAGCCAAAUUGUUUGAAGGGUGUUCAUGUGCAAAGUAUCUGAGGAAUUUAUACGACUUCUAGAAAACUUCUGGAAAUUUAUCAUGCAGAGCAACAUCGACAGCACGUACGAAGCUAGCCUGAUACAGUCAACCUCAAGGCUGUUAUAUUAAUAUUUGUUUCAAUAGUAGUUAAUCAGCAUGAAAAUGUUAUUUUCACUUGAUAUAGAAAUAAGAAAUCGUAGCACGAUCGACCUUCAUUA